AUGGCUUCUCCAGAGCUGCUUUCUGCAGAUGUGGGAGGCAAACAGCCCGAUCCUCCCGACGUCCUUGACCGUGUUUCCAGCACGCUGCAUGUCCGCAAGCCGGCCGGAUCAACAGGAGGAGCGCUCCCGGGGGAGGGCUGCUGUAACCUGGCCCGGGGCUGCCAUGGCCGGUGUCAUUCAUCACCAAGGACGGCGCCACGCAAGGGAGGCGCGGAGGUUAAACUAAGUCACCUCGGCGAGGAGAAAGUCCGAAUUUGCUGCGACGAGGAAUUAGAGACAUCAUUCACUUAUAUUGAUGAGAAUGUUAACCUUCGAUUGGCCAGCCCGGAAAGUAGUUGUAAAAGUACUCAUAGACCGGUGCGCAAUGGUGAGCCUUGCUCCGAGACGUUGCCAGAAUUCUCCUUUAUGUCCGAGGAUGAUCUCUCCUUCGGGGAGGGCUCUGGGACUUCUAUAGACUACGGGUUUAUCAGUGCAGUCACGUUUUUGGUGACCGGGAUCUCCUUGGUGAUCAUCUCCUACGCCGUGCCACGCGAUGUGGUGGUGGACCGUGACAGCGUGUCGGCGAGAGAGAUGGAAAGGUUGGAGAUGGAGAGCGCCCGGAUAGGUGCCCACUUGGAUCGGUGCGUCAUAGCUGGACUCUGCCUGCUCACGCUGGGCGGCGUGGUGCUCUCCACGCUGCUGAUGAUCUCCAUGUGGAAGGGGGAGAUGUACAGGAGAAAAAUUAUCGCUUACUCAAAGCGCUCUGCCAAACUGUACGGCUCGAUCAGUCUGAAAACGAGAUCCAGUCCCAGUCACUCAUCUGCGCACUUGUCCCUGCAGGAGGAAAUGGAGGAAACUUUGACUUAA
Scomber japonicus (chub mackerel) is the source of this 846-nucleotide messenger RNA. Its product is annotated as transmembrane protein 74. The transcript has a single exon. Bases 1 to 846 code for a protein of 281 amino acids. NCBI's taxonomy places the organism in Eukaryota, Metazoa, Chordata, Actinopteri, Scombriformes, Scombridae. The record is from RefSeq and is a predicted model, not a curated record.